Messenger RNA from Sycon ciliatum, 1921 nucleotides. RefSeq names its product protein amnionless-like. NCBI's taxonomy places the organism in Eukaryota, Metazoa, Porifera, Calcarea, Leucosolenida, Sycettidae. The record is from RefSeq and is a predicted model, not a curated record. Bases 132 to 1664 code for a protein of 510 amino acids. The transcript is spliced from 14 exons. Gene Ontology annotation, biological process: intracellular protein localization; receptor-mediated endocytosis. Gene Ontology annotation, cellular component: apical plasma membrane; endocytic vesicle.
UGUAGAUCUACUCAGUAGACGACGAACGGCCAGAAGCGCGGUUCUGCAGGCAGUUCUUGCAGGUCUUUGAGUGUGUAGAUCUAGCGUGAGGAGGAAGAAAUUAUCGUUAGGGAAACUGAGUUUGUUCGAGUAUGAAGCUGGGCGUAAUUACCGUACUGGUUGGUCUGCUGGCCGCCAGCGCUAAUGGUGCUAUCAAGCGUUGGAAGGGGCCAGACAACAACUAUGACGACACAGGCAAUUGGGACGGUGGCUCACUACCCUGCUCUGCCGACAAUGUCACGUUUGCACCAGUCUGGUCACCCAGCACUGUGUUCAUCCAGAACAGCAUUGCCAUCAACAGCCUGAUCUUGCCAAUGGACGGCGGCAUGCUGGUGUUUGUCAAGUCACUCAACAUCACCCUCGGUGGAAAGCCAACUUCGAAGUGCAGUGGAAGCAAUACGGUUUUCAAGGGCAAGGCACCAGGCAACUGGGAUGACCCGACCAAUUGGGACACGCUCGAUAGCAAUACAAACGCUGUCUUGCCAACGAACACGAUUCCGCCAUCCGACCGGCUGCCAUGUACGACCGACACCGUGCGAUUUCCAGCUAGCCGCUCAGUGACUGUACGUUUGAACCGUCCAAUCACAGUCAGCCAGUUCAUUAUCAAUAAUCAGCCCGUUGGCCAGACCACGCUGAAGGCAUUCCUCACGAGCCCGACUGGAAGGGGCCAGUUCCGCCUGCCUUCGCCCGAUGCCAUCACACUGGGUUCCGGCUGUGUUCCUGGAUCGCUGUGCACAUGUGGCACCACUAACCCAGACAUCAUUCGCACCGCAUGCAGCUUUGCCAAACCUAGCUGCCCGGCCGUGACGGGAUGUAUUGGACCGGUCAUGAUGGAUGGAGAUUGCUGCGCAGUGUGUGGUGCUCUACUCAACAUCACCUCCGUGUCUUUGGUGCAAUCAGCAUUGAUAACUGAGCUAUCAGCAAGAGUUCAGGGCAUGCCGUUCAAGUACCAUGUUGUGGAUGGCUCUCAUGUACAAGUACUGCUGGUUGGUAAUAUGGCCUUGGCAACGGCACGUGAAUUGGAAGCUGGUAUAAACAGAGCACCGACUGCAUUUGGACUUUCUUCCGGUGCACAAGUUGUAGUAUCUGGAUCGGUCGUUCCCACUACCCAGCCACCGACCACCCCAGAACAGUUAACUGUAAAGGCCGACCCUGGAAAAUGUGUUCAAGUUGUCCAAGUAACAGGAGAAGGUGGUGCAGCGGUAACUGAUGAUAAGGGUGGUGUUGUCACAGAGAUUGUGACAGCAGAAUUUCCAGACAGCAACAACAUCGGCGUAAACAGCGGUCAGACAGGGAACACAAAAACAGACCUGACACCAUGGUAUGUGGUGGGUGGUAUUGGUGCUCUACUGGUUAUUUCCUUGAUCAUCGUCAUCAUUGUGCUGGGUCGCAGAAGAAGCGGCAAAGUUCCACCCAAUCUGGGCCAACCAGUACACUAUGUUCACCAUAGCAGCCAACGAGCGACAGCCGGUGCAGUCAAUCUGCAGGAGUUUUCCGAUGAUCAACCAAGCAUCUAUGAAGAUCUCCAGGGCUACGGGCAUGGAAGUGCCGGCGUUUCCAACCCGAUGUAUAUUGCGGAUGAUGACCCAAUAUUGUCAAACGACAAGUCUGGCAUCAUUCAGUAGUAAUUGCACUGCACCUUGCUGCAGUGUUCAACGCAUCGCACAGCUGCUGAGCACACCGAUUCACUCUAUGUUAGCGUCACUGCCACACCAUGUCGCUUGCUUCUCGGUGAUCAGUCAAUGAAUUUGACUCACUUUUCUUUUGUACUUGACGGUACACCUUCCUCUCAAUAGUCUACCGUAGCAAGCUUCUUUUCAAGCUGCUUUGCAAGCUGCUUUUUGACAAUAUGAAAAAAUUAACAUUCUAUUUCAACACCAUA